Molecule: messenger RNA, 426 nt
Organism: Eimeria tenella
Lineage: Eukaryota; Apicomplexa; Conoidasida; Eucoccidiorida; Eimeriidae
Exons: 3
Coding region: 1-426 (141 amino acids)
Source: RefSeq, a predicted model, not a curated record
AUGCGUCACAACUUGUUACUACUGUCUCUCGCUGCAUCGGCAGCAGCAGCCGCGGUUCCUGCAUCAGGAUCUCGGCCACUUUCAGAAGAAACAGCAAUGACCGGGCAAAGAGUGGGGCUGCCUGCUCUCCACUUCAACGAGGACGCGCAGUCGCAGCAAAAGGAAGCGCUGCUGCUGAACGACCUACACAGUUCUCGGGCAGCAGCAAAAGGUUCGGAACGGUUGCGCCCCGCAGCUCUGUUGGCGCUUACGUCUUUGAUCCUAGCCGUGGUAGCUGUUGUAUUUGGUGUACUGCAGUGUUACCGGGCCCUCAAUCAAGCUGUUGUGGAUUGUGCUGUGCAACCUCUCCCUUUCGACAAUGUGAUGCUGCUGCGCCGCCGCAGCUGGAGCGGAACUGCUGUGGGUACGGCGCUUCUAUGGCUGUGA